UCAGUGGAGGACAGUGUAGUCAUGUUGGGCUGGAACGAGGAAGUGCAGUGGAGAGGGGAGGGACUGAGGGCGCAGCUCCAUGGGGCCGCGGCGCUGCGACCUUCUGCACAUGGAGCCGGGGACAGUUGGAAGAACUUCAUACUGCAAACUCAAGGAAUAGCAGAGUACUUGCACCGCAUGGAGACGGAGGAGGCCCAGGAAAUGGCCCCCAUGCCAGGUCGAGACAGCCCCCCUGCCAACGAUGCAGCCGAGGAGGCAGAGGAACCCAUGGCCAUCCCUGAGGACCUGUCAGCUGGCUCCGCCCACCAGCAGACCAACAGAGGGGACAAAGCCUGUAACAUUAAAGUUGAGGCUCGCAGUGAUGAGGAGAAUGGGCUGGCCUGUGACAUGAAUGGCGUGGAGGAGGAGGAGGAGGAGGAGGAGUGCGCGGAAGACUUGCGCGUGAUCGAUGCCUCGGGGGCCAAGGUGAACGGCUCGCAGCCGAGUCCCGAAGCCAAGGUCUUCUCGUCGGCCGGCGGCAUCCGUCUGCCCAACGGAAAACUCAAGUGCGAUAUCUGUGGGAUAGUUUGUAUUGGCCCCAAUGUGUUGAUGGUGCACAAGCGAAGCCACACUGGAGAACGUCCUUUCCAGUGCAGCCAGUGUGGGGCGUCUUUCACCCAGAAAGGCAACCUGCUGCGUCACAUCAAGCUCCACUCCGGAGAGAAACCCUUCAAGUGUCACCUUUGCAACUAUGCCUGUCGCAGGAGGGAUGCACUCACCGGGCACUUACGCACACACUCUGUUGGAAAACCACACAAAUGUGCCUACUGUGGGCGCAGUUACAAGCAGCGCAGCUCACUGGAGGAGCACAAAGAGCGAUGUCACAACUACCUCCAGUGCAUGGGCCUGCAGAACAGCAUCUACACAGUAGUAAAGGAAGAAAGCAGCCAGAAUGAAGAGAGGGAAGACUUAAGCCAGACGGGAUCUGACAGAGCCUUGGUGCUAGACAGGCUAGCUAAUAAUGUAGCUAAGCGUAAGAGCACUAUGCCACAGAAGUUUGUGGGUGAGAAGCGACUGGCAGACCUUUCCUACGAUGGCGCAGCAGAGCAGCUGAUUCAGCCCCACGUCAUCGACCAGGCCAUCAACAGCGCCAUCAGCUACCUGGGAGCAGAGUCUCUCCGCCCAUUGGUCCAGCCCUCGCCGGCUUCCUCCUCCGACGUGGGCCUGGGACCCAUGUACCCGCUGCACAAGUCCGUCCCAGAGGGCCAUUCUGGGUCAGGUCACGGCCUGUCAGCCAAGGACAGUGCAGCUGAGAAUUUGCUUCUGCUCUCCAAGUCCAAGUCUACCUCCAGCGAGAAGGACCGCUCUCCAAGCCAAAGCGGCCAAGACUCCACCGACACGGAGAGCAACAACGGGGAACGAGCGGGCGGGGCGGCGCCCGGCCUCAUCUACCUGACCAACCAUAUCACCUCGGGAUUGCGGAACGGCCCCCUGCCAUUGGUGAAGGAGGAGCAGCAGCGGCAGUAUGAGGCCAUCCGGGCCAGCAUGGAGAUGGCCUCCGAGGGCUUCAAGGUGAUGACGGCAGACGGCGAGCAGGUGAGGGCGUACAGGUGUGAACAUUGCCGUGUUCUUUUCCUGGACCACGUCAUGUACACCAUUCACAUGGGCUGCCACGGCUUCAGAGACCCCUUUGAGUGCAACCUCUGUGGCCAUCGCAGUCAAGACCGAUACGAGUUCUCCUCUCACAUAACGCGAGGCGAGCAUCGCUACUGAGUACACACACACAAACACACACACACACAAUAUGUAAAAUAAGAUGGGAAAGUGUGCUUUUAUACGAAACGUGCAUGUUUGUUGAACAUAGAAGCAAUCUUACUCUCAUUCAAGUAUGUCUUUAAAAAAACUAAUGUUCAAGUGAAGCCAAAUAGGUCUCUAAAUAGCAUCAAAUUUCAAAAUAUUUGUGUUGUAAAUUGUGUAUGUAUGUACAAUACAGUUAUUCUUUCUUUUUAAAAAAAAGCAGGCAGCAACUUAUAUUUUCUUGUUUCAGACUGUAUUUACACGCGUGUGUCCAAUAAAAUGUUGAGUAAAUAAAAUACAGUGACUCAAAAAUGUCAGUUUAGAUAACUCACACAUCAUUUUCACAUUCCUUUUACAACCUGUGUUCUUAUAUUUGUACCAGCCAUCCUCAUAUUUUUAUUUAUACAACACUUACCCUCCCGUCUGUUUUGUAUUUAUUACAGUGAUUGGUGU
Messenger RNA from Nerophis lumbriciformis (worm pipefish), 2229 nucleotides. It is a transcript of the gene ikzf1, whose product is annotated as IKAROS family zinc finger 1 (Ikaros). Gene Ontology annotation, molecular function: RNA polymerase II cis-regulatory region sequence-specific DNA binding; DNA-binding transcription factor activity. NCBI's taxonomy places the organism in Eukaryota, Metazoa, Chordata, Actinopteri, Syngnathiformes, Syngnathidae. The record is from RefSeq and is a predicted model, not a curated record. Gene Ontology annotation, biological process: regulation of transcription by RNA polymerase II.